Molecule: messenger RNA, 348 nt
Organism: Entamoeba nuttalli P19
Lineage: Eukaryota; Evosea; Mastigamoebida; Endamoebidae
Exons: 1
Source: RefSeq, a predicted model, not a curated record
AUGGAAAAAGGAAGAACAGAAGAAUCAUUUAAACCAAAGAGACUAGGAGGUACUAUUGAAAGAAGACGUAGUGAAGAUAAAAGAAGAAAUGAAAGUCCUAUGAGAAGAGAAAGAGGUUAUUCUCCUUUUGAAAGAAGAGAAUUUGCCUAUCGAAGUGAUGACCGUAGAGGAGACCAUCUCUUAGAUAGAAGGGAUGACGAUUAUAGAAAGUCAGGAUAUAGGACAAGUAGAUAUGAGCGAAGAGUAGAUAGAAGAGAUUAUAGAAACGACCGCUUUGAACGAAGAGAUGAUUAUAGAACAACUGAUAGUAGAGAUGAUUAUAGAUCAAGUGAUCGUAGAGAUGAUUAU